Messenger RNA from Sipha flava (yellow sugarcane aphid), 2273 nucleotides. RefSeq lists its product as uncharacterized. Bases 1391 to 2257 code for a protein of 288 amino acids. The transcript is spliced from 2 exons. Lineage: Eukaryota; Metazoa; Arthropoda; Insecta; Hemiptera; Aphididae. The record is from RefSeq and is a predicted model, not a curated record. Gene Ontology annotation, molecular function: protein dimerization activity.
AAUUAUUUUCGACGUCACCGCGUCGUUGCGCGUCGGCAUCGGCAUUAUUAUGUUAUAAUAGUUUAUUUUUACUCUCAUUCAUUUGUUAUACUCCGAUUAUCAGCUGAUCAUAUUAGCUAGUCGAUCAUUAUCGGAAAUUCAAAACAUUAAUCGUGACAAUCGUGUUUCUGACGACCGACAUUAACGUUAUUCGUGUAUUUGUUUUCAAUUUUUAAAAUGAACUCAGUACAGCAAAUACUGCAAUGUAAUUUUUCAUCAAUCUCGUUGGAGAAAAAGAUGGAGAUAAAAAAUACAGGUAUAAAACCCAUGACUGGAUUUGUGGUUGUUCAGAAACAAAUCGUUUGUAUUGUUUUCCCUGUCUACUUUUUGGUCAAAAAUCUAAUGAUACCGCUUGGGUAAAGAAUGGAAUAAACGAUUUAAUUCAUUUAAAUUCUAAAAUCAAAACACACGAAAAAUCAAUAACACACAUAAAUUCUUAAUUAAAUUUAAAACUAUUAGGAAAACAAGACAUAAAACAACAACUUUCUUAUGCGUAUCGGUUGAAUAUCAAACAAUACAAUGAAAAAAUAAGUCAUAAUCGUUAUAUAUUGAAUAAAAUCAUAAAUUGUAUUAAAUUUUGUGGAGCAUUUGAGUUUGCACUCCGAGGUCACGAUGAAAAAUCAAAUUCAGAAAAUCCCGGCGUAUUUCGAGGUCUUAUAAACUUUAGUUCAGAGUUAGAUUCGGUACUAAAAUGUCAUAUUGAGAACUCUUCGGUAUUUAAAGGUUUAUCCAAAUCAAUCCAAAAUGAUUUACUAGAAUGUUGUUUAGCUGUAUGUCAACAAAGAAUUAAAAAUGAAAUAAAACAAGCAGAAUAUAUUUCUGUAAUUGCUGACGAAACAACUGACGUAUCUGCUCAAUUUUAAUUGUCAAUAAUAUUUAGAUAUUUACUAUCGGAUGGAACACCAGUAGAAAGGUUUUGGGGAUUUUUCAAUCCUAUUGGACACGAUGCGAAAUCGUUGUCUGAAUGCAUAAUAUUCAAUUUGGAAAAAGUCCUAGAGUCACCAGAUAUGUUGAUUUGUCAAAGUUACGACGGCGCAAACGUGAUGAGUGGACGUCUCAAUGGUGUACAAAAAAUAAUAAACAAUAGCUAUAAAAAUGCACAUUUCAUAUAUUGCUAUGCUCAUCAGCUUAAUUUAAUUUUAAUUUAAGCAACUUCACAAAAUCGUGAGAUAAGAAUUUUUUUUUCAAACUUAACUGAUAUAACCAAUUUUUUUCCAACAGUCCACAGCGGGUUACGGUUUUGGAUAAAAUUGUUAAACACAGAGUUCCUCAAUCAUCUAAUACUAGAUGGAAUUUUAAAAGUCGAAUAGUAAAUACUGUGUAUGAAAAUCUAGAGUCAUUAAUUGAAUGUAUGAAAGAAAUUGACUCAACAUUUAAUCAAACCAUAGCAAUUAAUCAAGCUGGAGCUUUGCAUCGAAUGUUAAUUGAUGAUAGAUUUAUAUUUUGGUUAAGAGUGUUUCAUUCUUUAAUGCCCCAUGUUGAUAUUUUAUAUAAUCAACUACAAAAACAAACUAUGGAUCCAGUAGAACUCUCAAAGGCAAUUUUUCGGUUCGAAGAAAAUAUAUUAAAAGAAAGACAGAAUAUUGAUAACAUCUUUGAAACCUCUCAAAAUCAUCUAACGAAAAAACGAAGACAUGAUGAUACUAUUGAAACAAGAAAAAUCGCUGCAAAAGAAGUAUGUGACAUUUUUAUUGUCAACGUUAAAGAACGGUUUGAUUAUAAAAAUCACUUAAAUGCUUCGCACCUAUUUUUAUCUACCAAAUUUCCUAUGUACGAAAAUAACUUUCCAAUUGACCAUUUUAAUAAAACUAUUGAAGCAUAUCCUAGUUUGGAUGUUACUAAACUUAAAACUGAACUACAACUGUUCUACAAAAGAACCGAUCUCCGUGAUAUUAAUUCAACAGUUAAUUUAUUGAAAUUUAUAAUUGAAAAUAAUUUAACACUAAUAUUUUCUGAAAGCUACAAACUCUUAAAAAUAAUUUCAACUAUUCCAAUGACUACAGCUGAAGCCGAAAGAUCGUUUUCUACAUUAAAACGUAUUAAAACAUUUUUGAGAAAUUCAAUGACAGAAGAUCGACUUACAGCACUAGCAAUGUUAUCGAUCGAAAAACGGAUGAUCAAUAACAUUCCAAACUUCAACGAAGAAGUAAUCAACAGAUUUGCAGAAAAAAAAGAGAGGAGAAUCGAUUUAACAUAUAAACAUGUACCUGAAAUAUAAUAAUUUGUAUCUACUU